CAUAUUCCCGUUUGCUCACCUCUCUUCACUUACACCACAAAAUAUCUGAAGACUAAGAUUUUAAAAUUUCGUGCCACAAAUAUAAUCGCAUUAAAUGACCAGCCUACUAGUUUAUAUAAAAAUGUCACUCCUACUAGUUUAAGAAAUAGAGAGUCACGACUCACGAGAUACUUAUCCUACUAGUUUUAGAAAUGAUAAUAUCGUUUCAUUAAUAAAAAAUAUAGAAAACUCAAAAACAUCAACAGAAUUAAAAAAAAAAUAUAAAAUAUAAAAGUUAGAGAUGGUUGACGAAAUAUUGACUACGGAGUUGAGAAUAUUCCCCAAGCUAUACAAAUAGAGGCACGAGACAUCGACUCUCUCUCUCUCUCAGUAGUCUCUCUCUCUCUAGUCCAAUAGUUAAGACACACAAAAAUAUCAAAACACCUCUCACGCUCUCCCUCUCUUUCUCUCUCGUUCAUUGUGGUCAAGAUUCAGACCAGACGAGUUGCGUACAGCUUUUCUUUCUCUUCUCAUUAGUCACAAAAUGUCACUCGCAUCUAUCAUCCUCUUCCUGAUGGUGAUCUUAUUAACUAUCUCUCUUGCACACUCCAAAUUCGCUCCACUUGGGAUUUCCCCAAAAAUGCAAAGUACUGCAUCCGAUAGACGACACAUACAAGAAGCCUCUGCUGACUCUGGUCUCAGUAUAUUCUACUACAAACAGAAUGUAGACCAUUUUACAUUCACACCGGAAAGUUACAAGACGUUUCAACAGAGAUAUGGGAUCGAUUCAAAGCACUGGGCCGGCGCUAAAGCCAACGCACCAAUCUUGGCCUUUCUUGGAGAAGAAGCUUCGCUAGAGUCCGAUUUGUCAAACGUCGGGUUUCUUCGCGACAACGGUAGUCGUUUCAAAGCGCUCCUCGUCUACAUAGAGCAUAGGUAUUAUGGAAAGAGUAUGCCAUUUGGAUCGGCAAAAGAAGCAUUGAAGAACGCGAGUACCUUAGGAUAUCUGAACUCAGCACAAGCCUUAGCAGACUACGCCAAGAUUCUCUUGCAUGUUAAAGAGAAGUACUCAGCCAAACACAGUCCUAUCAUUGUCAUAGGAGGAUCCUACGGCGGAAUGUUGGCGGCAUGGUUCAGACUGAAAUACCCGCAUAUAGCACUUGGGGCCUUAGCAUCUUCAGCUCCUCUUCUCUACUUUGAAGACACCCGUCCUAAACUUGGUUAUUACUAUAUUGUAACCAAGGUUUUUAAGGAAACAAGUGAGAGAUGUUAUAACACGAUACGUCAAUCUUGGGAAGAAAUUGAUAGAAUUGCUGCCAAACCCAACGGUCUUUUGAUCCUCAGCCAAAAGUUCAAAACGUGCAACUCUUUGAAUAAUACCUUUGAACUUAAAAACUUCCUGGAUUUCAUCUACUCCGGAGCAACUCAAUACAACAACAAUCCCUAUCCGGUUGCGGAUUUAUGCAAAGCUAUUAACACCAGCCCGCAAAACAGUAAGACUGAUCUACUAGGCCAGAUUUUUGCAGGUGUUGUUGAUUAUAUGGGCAAUAUUUCAUGUUAUGAUACGUCGUUUCAGCCCACAGACGUUCGCGUGGCAUGGAGAUGGCAGCUUGUUUUUUUAAAAUAAAUUGGCACGAACGCGAGAUAGUGAUGCCCAUAGGACAUGACGCACAAGACACGAUGUUCCAAACGGAACCGUUCAGUAUGCGUCGUAAAAUUGAGAAAUGCGAAUCGUAUUACGGUGUCCCGCCUCGUCCACAUUGGGUCACGGCUCACUACGGCAUUCAGGAUGUCAAGUUAAUCCUUCGACGAUUCGGGAGCAACAUAAUAUUCUCCAAUGGGUUGGUAGAUCCAUACAGUGUCGGCGGAAUUUUGGAGGAUAUCUCAGACACCGUAGUCGCCAUCACAUCAAGCGAGGGUUCUCAUUGUCAAGACAUUGUCGUCAAGAGCAAAGAAGACCCGGAGUGGCUAGUGUUGCAAAGGGAAAAAGAAAUCGAGAUAAUCGAGUCUUGGAUUUCAACCUACAAAAGAGAUCUGAGAGAUCUUAACAUAUCGAUUUAAGAUUAUUGUUGUAAUGAAAUAUAUAACCUACAAAAGAGAUCUGAGAGAUCUUAACAUAUCGAUUUAAGAGUAUUGUUGUAAUGAAAUAUAUAACAAAACUUGUAAAACAAUAUUUGGUUGUAAUAUACUAAUUAGGAUGGAUUGAAACCAAUAAAUUU
This is a messenger RNA of Thlaspi arvense, 2198 nucleotides long. The record is from the annotation of a GenBank genome assembly. Lineage: Eukaryota; Viridiplantae; Streptophyta; Magnoliopsida; Brassicales; Brassicaceae.